Protopolystoma xenopodis is the source of this 876-nucleotide messenger RNA. The record is from the annotation of a GenBank genome assembly. NCBI's taxonomy places the organism in Eukaryota, Metazoa, Platyhelminthes, Monogenea, Polystomatidea, Polystomatidae.
AUGCGAGUGCUAAAUUUAUCUGAUAAUAGCUUGACUGCCAGGGGCUCCAAGUCAAUUGCCGCUGUAUUACCAUUUCUGCCUAACCUAGAGAUACUUCAAAUUGAUGAUUGCCUUAUUCGUUCUGCUGGGGCUGACUACCUUUCUAGUGUUCUAGAUGACAAUGCCUGUGUGCCAAAGCUUCAGGAGCUGCACCUCUCAGGUAACGAAAUCAGUCGUGACGCAGCUGUUCGGCUGGUCCUGUCCCUGAGUACUAAGCGUCAUUUGCGAUACCUGAACCUGAAUACGAAUGAACUGGGCUCAAAAGGCAUAGAUGACGUCAUCCAAGCUAUGGCCUCUAUCGGUAUUCUACAUACAGUUUUUCGUAAUGGCAUGUUGAAAAAUGAUCAAGGUAACAUAACUAAAGAUGUGGCGCUUGAAGCAUUUGAUGACGAUCAAGGCUCUGAAUCCGAAGAAAGUGAGGACCCUGACGAAGCAGAGGGAUACGAAUCAAGAUCUGAUGAUUAUUCGGAUCUCGCAGAUGCUGAUAUUACUAAAUUAAAAGUUACCAACCAAAGUUCUUCGGCCUUUAGUUUUACGGCCACACUAGAAAUGCUGAAGCAGACUCAGGAACUAAGCAAAACUUCUAACGGACCGCGUAAUGAAUCUAAACGGAACACGGACUCACUUUUUUCAGAUGUCCCAACCCAAGGCUCGUACACAAAUCUCUUUGCUCCUCCAAAACUAACUUACCCUUCAAGUACAAGUGUGAUACCUAAGAAUGACGAAUGCGAAAUUACUACGGCGCUCGUCGAUUGUUUGUCUUCAGAGUCUGGUACUCUGAUUGCAUUUGUGAGGCUGGCAAGUAAGCUUUUCAUUGAUGUUGCUCUCAAUUUUUAA